AUGGCGGAGGAAGUGGCCAAGCUAGGCGGGAUCUACUCCGUGCUGACCGAAGAAGAGGUGGAGGCAUGGGUGUCGUCGGGAGACCCGAAGCUACCGAGCGAGAGCAUUACGGGGGCGUUUCGACAGGCGGAACGCUUGUUCGCUGAGGAGCAGGACGGGGGGGAGGGCGGCGACAGCCUCGAGAUCAACUACAGGGACAUCGCGAUUCCGAGGCUGUCGGAAAUUCUGUCCGAGCUGGUUUGGCGUGUUGUCGGUGGCGAGCUGAGCGUCGACCUGGCCAUCAGCUACCUUGCCUCUGACAAGCCUUUCGCCAGUCGCCUUCGGGCUAAGGAGGAGGAGAGCGGGGACGGAGAGGGGGAGGAAGGGGAUGCAAAGGAAGGAGUUGGUGAAGAGAAGGAGGGCGGGGAUAAGGCGGGAACCGAGGAUGCGGCGGAACCCUUGCCGCUUCAGGAGGCCCUCUGUGAUACCGUUUGGGGUGUCGAUGUUAUGGUCCGAGGAACUGUGGAGGUUCUUGCCCUCGAGAAGCUGACUCCUGUGCAGGAAGAACAGUGGGGCAGGCUGUGCUCGUUCGUGCAGCGUCUGCACGUCGACGAGCUGGUGCCUCAGAGACUCUUGCUGGUGUUGCUGUCGGACGAAGUGUUGGUAGGCUCCAAGAUGGUAGCACCGAUGACGGCAAAGGGCGGCAAGCAAAACACUCCCCUGGCGCGGGCUAUGCUCAAGAAAGGGACGGAAAUGGUGUACAAGCAACACCGCUUCAACCUGCAGCGAGAGGAGACGGAGGGGUUCGCCAAGCUGCUGGUCCUCCUGGCGGGGGUUCGAGACAGUGGCAACGGGAGGGGCAACGCCGGCGCGGAGUCAGAGGAGAACAUGCGACGACUUAUCGGAUAUUUCGACCUGGAUCCAAACAGGGCUCUUGAUCUGACACUAGAUGCACUGGAGUCGGACCCGGCAAACCGCGGUCUGCUGCGGCUGGUAGGGAGGUUUAACAAGGACAGCGUGCCCCCCGUCCUCGGCUUCAAGCUGGCCCACUACCGGAACCCAUCUGUGGCGAAGUACCACAGGGCCGCCAUGCGGAGCGCAUUCAAGAACAAGGAGAUUGACGCUGCGAGGUACAAGGUUCAGAUCGACAAGGUGACUCCUCGCUCCCUUUACGUGUUAAUCGCGGUGCUGCUUACGACGGGAACACUCAGCAUGGACGAGCUUCUUCGCCACGUGUCCCCUGGGAUCGCCACUCUGGCUGCCAAAGAGAAGGAAUAUCUGGCGGAUCUCGAAACCAAGAUUGCGAAGGCAGGAAACAAGGUGCCCAAGCUUGAUGCAGAUGGAAACAUGGACUCGGCCGCUGCGUCCGCCUCUUCUGACAACGCCAUGAGCAAGUUGGGCAGCAUGGGCCCUUUGGCGAUGGGCGGCGGCGGCGGCUACGGCGGUGGAAUGAUGGGGGGGGGUAUGGGAUCUGGGACCCUCUACGGCGGCAGAGAUCGCGACGGCAGAAACGGAGGUAUGGGUGGUGGGCACGGUGGUUCCAGCGCCAGAGAUCGCGACGGCAGGAGGGACGGCAGGGACAGCAGGGACAAUGGGCGGCGUCAAAGCGGAGACAACAGCGCGGGCGUUAAGGCCAACGGGAACGCGGCGGCGGCGGCGGCGGGUGGUGCAGGGGAUGGAGGGGUUGACGACGACAGCGUUACCCCUGGGUCGGACAACCAGCUUUAUGGGGUCCUGGAAGCUCUACUAGACCUCAGGGCGUGGACAUUGGCUAGCGGGCUGCUGGCUAGUCUGACCAAGCAGGGCAUCGAUCCGUUGAGGGACUACGGGGUGCGGGAAGCACUCAAGAGGCUCGUGAAGGACAGCAUUGACGGCCUGGCAAGCCGCUACCCGAAGCCAGUCGCGCUUUACCCAGCCGGGACAAAAAGGGGCCCUACUAACACCACGACAGCAGCGGCAGGCAUCCCAUCGUCUCCUGUGCCCUCGCUGUCGGCAUCAGCGUCUGGGAUGGCUUCCGACGCAGAGGAAGCGGAGGCCGGCGAGGUUACGCUACCGGUCACGUCGAAGACUGCCGUCUCCCGCAGCACCAUGGCGAACGGUAUGACCCUGCCCCCGACGCUGAAGAGUACGCCGGCGAGUAACCUGAAGGACUUGAAGGACUUGCAGCGGCUGCCGGGGUACGGUACCGGGUUCGUGAAGCCGGAAACCCUUUCGGAGGCGGUGGAAGUGCUGGCACCGCUCUUGAAGAUCGUUGGGCCGUAUCUGGGCCGAGAUCCGACCAUGUUUGCGAGGGUAUGCCGCGUGCUCGCUGCUGUGAGCUCACGGAACCCCCUAAACAUCGUCGUAAAGACCAGCACGAGCAGACGCAGCAGCAGCACGAGCGCGGCUGCCAAGCUCGCUGCCGCCAAAUCUUCCGCUGUUGCCGCCACCACCGCCGCUAGCAGUGGGGGUGGACAAGGCAACAAGGCCAAAGCCAACGGCGGAAGCACCGGCAGCAGCAGCACCACCACCACCACUCACCCUGCGGCGGCGGCGGCGGCGGCUGCCGGUGCUGCUAAAGAUCCGCUGGGCGCGAAGGAUGCCGCUGCGAGAGAUCCGUUGAAGACGUUCCACUCGCUGUUCGGGCUCUCUCCCGCGGAAGCGAGGGAGCUGCACAGACGUGGGGAGGCGGAAGGGGGCGCGGGGGCGGGGGAGGCGGCGCUGAAGAAGGAGUUGGACAGAAGAAAGGUGGCGUACGUGAGGGUGGUGUUGACCGUCGCACCGUCUUUGGGGAUGACUCACGCAAACCCGGGGAUGCAGCAAGAGGUUUGGAACAUGCUGGCCGAGCUUCCUUACUUGGACCGUUUCAUGCUGUACGGAGCCUGGAGGGGGCACGGCAUGGAGAAGUAUGCCCUGGGUGUCAAGCACCCGCAGUACGCCGUUGCAGAGAUUGCGGCGGGGGCGGAGAUCUCGCGGCUGAUCAAGAUGCUCACCUCGGACAACGUUAAGGACAUGGCCCGCAAGCUCGGGAAGUCCUCCCACUCCCACCCACUCCUCUUCGCGGAAAAGGCACUCAACCAGCUCGAGAGCUAUGACAACUUCAUCUCGAUGGUGGCGGACAGCAUGAAGUUUGUCGGGAAGACUUUGGGGCUGGACUGCAUGGCGUACACCAUGGUGCAGCACCUCUGUCAGAGCAAUCGGUCAUUCGUCAGCGACAGUGGCCUGGACUUGGAGAGGUGGGUUACCAACCUGUCGACGUUUGCCGGGCUGCUCCACCGCAAGAACCCGGACGCGGACAGCAAGCCUCUCCUGUCGUGGGCAGUGAGAUCCCUUGGGGAGGGGGGAGAGCCGGCUAUGGCCGCGGGCAAGGUCCUCCGCGAGGUGUUGCACAAGGCCGGAGGCGUGCAGGUGUUGGACGGCUGGAGUAUCACGCAGGCUCAGGUGGACGGGAAGGGCGGCGGCGACGUCUUGAGGCAGGAAAACGCUUCGUUCGGUUCUACGGUCAAGCCCAUCAAGAGGGCCAAGGUCAUCCUCCAGGAGGCGACAGAGAAGGCGGGAGCGUCGCUGCCGUUGCUGGUGCUCCCGGCCCUCCAGGCUGGCUCUCUGCUGUACGAAGGCGGAUCUCUCGACGACCAGAUGAGGGGCAAACCGCAGCCUCACCUCAAGGUGCUGGGUCAUCGUGCUGAUGAGACUCACACGACGCUGCUGCAGGCCAUGGAGUUCGUGUGUUCAAAGGCGUGGAUAAAAUCGAAGUGUCCCGCCAUAAAAACUCUGCUGACGACGUACGGGCUGGAGCCGAGGGUGGUAUUCCACAUCUGGCGUCCUGUGAUCAACGAGAACCUGAUAAAGUGUUGGUUCCCCAAGGCUGGCACCAAGACGGAGAGAGAGCAGCGGGAUGAGGCGAUAGCGAAGAGGUUCAUUGGGGAGCUGGAGGCAUCCAUCACGGAGCUAUCGAUUGUCCCGGAGUGUAGUCCUCUGACGUCUAAGCUUAUCCUCAUCUUCUGGGCACUCUCACUGCCCGACGUGUACAUCCCCACGAAGAAGUACGCCCAGGUGGUGACGAACAUGAACGAGGCCAAGCGUAGGGCGGACAGCAAGCUUCAGCAGGCGGAGGAGGAGGGCGUAACGAUGAGCAAGGCCGAGAGGUCUCGCUACAUGCUGGACAGGAAGACGAGUCCCGCGGUGGCGGCAAAGCUAGAGACGGAGAAGGGUUCUCAAAGCGCGCACGUGAAGCGAGUUAAGAACAAGCUCAGGGAGAUCAAGGCCAGCCUCUUCGCCGCUAAGGAUAAGCACGAGACGGGCGCAGAGACGAUCGAUGCGGUGCUCAAGCACUUGGUGGCGCCGCGGAUGGGAAUGGGACCAGAGGAGGCGUACUUCUGCUCCAAGUUCUUCAACACCCUUCAUGCCAUCGAGGCCCCAAACUUCAACAGUCUGGUCUUCUACUCCCGGUCGUUCGAGGGGCUGUCGAGCACCCUGCUGUGCAAGACGCAGUACGAGGCGGCAGGGCUAGGCUUCUUCCUCAAGGACCUCUUGGAGAACGUCAAGGAAUGGCGGAAAACCAAGAACGAAGCGAUCUACAAGAUGGAGGCUGGCACGAAACACGGCUUUAACCUCGGCGACGCGUCCCAGAGCGUUGUCGAGGGCAAGGCCCCUCAGGUCAAUCAUGCCGCUUUCGUCAAGAUCUCUGGAGAAUGGAGUAUGCAGGUGACGAAGGCGGUAAUGGCGGCAGUGGCUAGCGACGAGUUUUUGCUCAUCAAGUGCGGGCUCAUCAUGUACAACAAGCUCAUCGAGACCUUCCCGGUGUCCCUGAAGGAGCGGAAGUUGCUGCGCCUCAAGCUCCAGCCCAAGACAGACAAGGCCAUCGAGCCUCGGGAUGACAUUCGCGUUCCCUGUACCAGAAUAGUCAACCAGCUCAACAAACAGAUUUCGGAGUCUCCUCCAGACCCUGUCGCUCCCGGCCAGCGACCUGCUACUGCUUCCGCUAAAACCACGUCGGCUGGCGGAAGCGGUGCAACGUCUGGAAAAAUCGCUCCUGUCAGCACCACCACUACCUCCGGCAAAUCAACAGCAGGCGGCGGCAGCCAGACCAGCCGGGGGAAGAGCACUACAGCCCCGGGAUCAGCAGCAGCCGUCGGCAAGGCGUCCGCUCUUUCCGCGACCGCUAAGCCCUACGUCCCAGCUCCCGCCGCAUCCGGCCGCGGCGGGUCUUCUUCCGCUUCCUCGGCAGCAACCAAGCAGUCGGGCAGUCAGGCUGCACCGGGGGUGGCGAAGAGGGCGCGGGAAGGUGGAGAGUCGGCCAGGCUGAAGCCGGCUAAGACGGCUAGGGUGGCCGUUGCCGUUGCCGUUGCCGUAGGCGAGCAAGAGCUGGGAGAGAUCGUGUCUGAGAAGAAGGCGCCGGCUGCCUCUUCGGCGGGAGGGGGGCAGGGAAAACACGCGCUGGCAACGCCUAGAGAUUCGAAACCCCUUCGAAAGCCGGCAACAGCCUCCUCCUCUAACAACUCCUCCUCCGAAGCCGCUUCGAAAACGGGGGGCAACUCAAAGCCUUCGACGACUUCGUCCACCUCCAAACCUUCAUCGGCAGCCUCGGGGGCCCCGGCGGCGGCAACGGGGGCUUCGUCCAGGCAGUCGUCUGCCAGCGCUCGGGCCACCGGUGGCCGUGAGCCUAGCGGCAGCAAGGUGGACCCCAAAGUCGCGUCUACUUCGGGGUCUGGCACCACCACCGGCUCUUCACGUGGCGGGCGUGUUGUCAGGGCUUCCAGCUCUACCGGUGAUGGCGGUGGUGGCGGCAGCAGCAGCAACGGCGUUGAUAGCAAGGAUACGGGGAGGAGGUCUAGGGGACAGGGCGAGGGGGACAGGGAGAGGCGGGACAAGUCAGGGAGGACGAGCGAUGCCGACUCUCGCGCCAAGGCCUUGGCUUCCCAGGACAUGGACAUGGAAGGUCCGGUAGCCCCACGCGAUUCCGGCAGUGGCAGUGGCACUCUCUCCGUCCGUCGCAACCGUGACUCUCGAGGAGGGGGAGGUGGGGGAGGAGGGGGUGCCGCCGUCGGCAGUAUGUCGCGAACCAAUAGCAACAGCCGCUUGGCCAACGGCCGCGGCAGCGGCGGGGCUCAACAGAGCGAGCACGAUCGCCCCGGCGGGCGGGAAACAACAAGUCGUCACGGUGGCCAUGCCCGACGGGUGGACGAAGACGCCCGAGAUGCUCCCAGUGGCGGUGGCGGUGGCGAUGCCGGGGGGGUGCGAUUCGAAGGCCCCGCGCGUGCGGGGGGGGGGCAACGGACGACGGCCGAAUCUAGCCGCAGCGGUGGUGGUGCCGGCUCCCGCGGAAGCAAGAGGGGACGCAGCGCCGAGCCUGAGCGAAGCGGCGGCAGAGACGGCGGCGGGUACGACGGUCCGGGCAGCGCCGAGGGGGACCCUAGCCAGGCCUUCGACAGCAAGCGCAUGCGGCAGCCGGACCAGGCGAUGAUGCCGCAUCCGGAGGGCGGCGGCGGGAGAAGGGGCUCCGCGAAAUCUUCGGCGGAUCGCUGGGGUAGGGGGUAUGGCGGCGGCGGCGGCGGCAGCGGCGGUGGAACAUGGGAGCGGGAGGGGCCCGCCGCACCCAAUGAUGCCAACAGCAGCAGCGGGCGCUAUCACGAUGACGUUAGGCAUGGAGGGGGCGGCGGCGGCGGCGGCGGAAGGAUGCAGAUGCCGUCUCACGAGGUGCCGGACAGGCCGGCAGCGUACGAAGCCCGCGGUAGGGGGAGGGGUGGGCGUUCGGGGGCGGUGAUGGACGUUGGCCAGGACAGGGGCGGCGGCGGCGGUGGUGGCCGUGGUGGCGGUGGUGGUCACCGUGAUGCGCGCGGCGGCGGUGGCGGCAGGGAACACCCGUCCGAUGAGGACAUUCGUUCUCGGUCCUCGCGCGACAGCAAGAACAGCAAGAAGUCGAGAGGCGACAGGCAGCGCGACGGCAGCAACCGGGACGGUGACGGCGGCGGCGGGAGCGGGAGCGGCAGGAAGGAAAAGAAGAAGACCAGCAAGAGCAAAAAGAGGAAGCACUGA
Molecule: messenger RNA, 6993 nt
Organism: Ectocarpus siliculosus
Lineage: Eukaryota; Phaeophyceae; Ectocarpales; Ectocarpaceae
Source: the annotation of a GenBank genome assembly